AUGACCAAAUUCAGCCUGUGGGCGUUGGCCACGGCGGCCGGCCUGGCGGCCGCCAAAGACGUGUACUUGGAUUGGAACGUAACCUGGGUCAGCGCCGCCCCCGACGGCUUUCAGCGCCCUGUGAUCGGUAUCAAUGGCGAGUGGCCCUGUCCUCAGAUUGACGUCGAUGUGGGUGAUACAUUGAUUGUCGAUGUUUACAACGGGUUGGGCAACCAGUCCACCGGUAUCCACUGGCACGGCAUGCAUCAGUAUGCCACAGCCGUGAUGGACGGAGCCAGCGGAGUAACUGAGUGCGCACUCCCUCCCGGCUCCCAGAUGCAGUACCGCUUUGAUGUCAACCAGACCGGUUCCUACUGGUACCACUCGCACGAUAUGGGCCAGUAUCCCGACGGAUUCCGCGGUCCGAUGAUUGUCCACGACCCCAACGCUCCUUUCCACUAUGAUGAGGAGUUCACCCUCACUCUUUCCGACUGGUAUCACCAGGAGAUGCCCGUCCUUCUCAACGCCUAUGAGUCCGAGCAGAAUCAAGCAGCCUUCCAUGGCAGAGAGCCUACACCUGACUCUGCCCUUAUCAACGAUGCCGUCGAUACCAAGAUCAAGGUGCUGCCCAACAAGACCUACCUGGUACACAUCGUCUGCAUUGGAAACUUCCCCGGACACACAUGGGUGAUUGACGGACACGAGAUGACCGUUGUCGAAGUUGACGGUGUCUACACUGAGCCUUACCCUGCUGGAGACAAGUUCUUGCGAGUUGCAACCGGGCAGCGUAUGAGUGUCCUGAUCCACACCAAGUCUGAUACCAGCAAGAACUUUGCCAUCUUCGACACCAUGGAUGUCAACAUGAUGUUCUUCUAUGAGCACAGUACCCCUCCUCCCGGCUACAACCCCAACGCGACGGCGUGGUUGGUCUAUGAUGAGACCAAGCCAUUGCCUGACCCUCCCUCCUUCGCUUCGUUCGACAACUUCGUCGACGACGUGGCUCUCGUGCCUGCUGACCACGAGCCUAUUCUCGAGCCUGUGAACCGCCAGAUUAUAAUUGAUGCUGCCUCCAAAGAAAUCAACGGCAUCACUCGCUUCACUGUGAACAACGAGACCUACCUUCCCCCUAAGGUACCUACCUUGUACACUGCCACGACCGUCGGAACCGAGCUAUCCUCCAACCCAGAGGUGUAUGGCCAAGUGAACCCCUUCGUGGUGAAGUAUGGCGAGGUUGUUGAAAUCGUGAUCAACAACCGCCACCCCAACCUGCACCCGUGGCAUUUGCACGGCCAUCAGUUCCAGGUUCUGCAGCGAACAGGGAUUAACGGUGGCUACUACAACGGGCUCUUCAGCAAUGUUUCUCAGACUCCGAUCAAGCGCGACACCAUCAUGGUCCAGAACAACGGCCACACUGUGAUUCGUUUCCGUGCCGAUAACCCCGGUGUCUGGAUGCUCCACUGCCAUAUCGAGUGGCACGUUGAGGCUGGUCUCAUGGCAACUUUGAUUGAAGCACCUGAGACUUUUGCCCAGACCUUGCAGUCACCCCCUGACAGCCACUACAAAGCUUGCCAUUCUUACCCUAGCCUCACCUCCGGCAACGCUGCCGGUAAUGAGGGACUUGACAUGACUGGUCUCGCCACUGAGCCUCAACCGGGCAGUGAGGGUGCUUUGUACGAUGCCGCGAAGCAGAGCAGUGCUGUUCAUAUCUCCUCUGCCGCUCCUCAGUCUACUAGCCAAGCCCAAGCACCUGCUCCCAAGCCUACCAGUCAAGCCCAAGCACCUGCUCCCAAGCCUUCCAGCCAAGCUCAAGCACCUGCUCCUCAGUCUACUAGCCAAGCUCAAGCACCUGCUCCCAAGCCUACGAGCCAAGCUCAGGGCCCUGCCCCAAGGCCCACUACCCGAACCCCGGUGUACAAGCCCAGCACCCGGACUCCUGCCUCCAAGCCAACCCCCUUCGCCCAAGGCUCCGUUCCCAAGCCGGCCAUGCCUAAGCCCGAACAGUCCCCCUCUCCGGCGCCAGCUGCUGCUCCCUCUCAACCCGGGUACUACUCAGGGUACUACUCAGGGUACUACUAUGAGCAUCCCUAUCCUCAGCAAGACGAUGAAGACACCGAAACCGGCCCAGCCAACAAUGGACAGCCAGAUCAGCCAAUCCAACCCAUUCAAAACUUCUGGCCUCUGCCGGUUGGACAGGGGUCUAACAACGAUGAACAAGAGUGA
Molecule: messenger RNA, 2199 nt
Organism: Penicillium olsonii
Lineage: Eukaryota; Fungi; Ascomycota; Eurotiomycetes; Eurotiales; Aspergillaceae
Source: the annotation of a GenBank genome assembly